AUGCAUGAAAGUAAAAAUUUAUUUGCAAUCAAUCAAUCAAUGACCAUGAUGUGUCCAGGAUCCGUUCAUUCUGAAAUUUCGGAUUACAAUGAAGGACUCGACUCGGGUGUCAAGCCUCCACGAUGGCCAGCCAGAGGAGGAGUGAUGUUUUCUUUUCCACCCACGGACUUGCGUGACUUCUUCUUUUGUUUCUUUCGGCUUCAAAACAUCAGCAUGGAUCACAGCUGCAUCGACCCACAAACGAGGGUGCCACAUUUGUGUUGGUCUCUUUGCCGCCAUGACCUUCAUGGCAUUUCCUUUCAUAACCACGCAUCACAUCAUGUCACACAGCUCAUUAGGGAUGCAGCCAGACAAGGAUGUAUUUGUGACUACUAUAGUAGGGUUCUCAACUAA
Messenger RNA from Seminavis robusta, 393 nucleotides. NCBI's taxonomy places the organism in Eukaryota, Bacillariophyta, Bacillariophyceae, Naviculales, Naviculaceae. The record is from the annotation of a GenBank genome assembly.